Molecule: messenger RNA, 6526 nt
Organism: Calidris pugnax (ruff)
Lineage: Eukaryota; Metazoa; Chordata; Aves; Charadriiformes; Scolopacidae
Gene: GPR12
Product: G protein-coupled receptor 12
Exons: 2
Coding region: 141-1145 (334 amino acids)
Biological process (GO): G protein-coupled receptor signaling pathway
Cellular component (GO): membrane
Molecular function (GO): G protein-coupled receptor activity
Source: RefSeq, a predicted model, not a curated record
CCCGCCGUGAGGGGCGGGCGGUCCCGCUGCCGCCUUUGAAGGGACCCAGGGGCGGACCCUCCUCUGUGUUCCUUCUCCUUCCUUCCUUCCUUCCAUCCAUCCUCCGACCGCGCCGGGGGAAAGCCCAGACAGGGGUUAAAAUGAAUGAAGAUCUGAAGGUUAAUUUGAGCUGGCUGCCUCAGGAUCAUGUAGAAGCCAGCUCUACCGAGAAUGCCUCAGCCGCAGGCUCCUCCCUGGUUCCUGUCGUAGACCCAGAGCCCGAGCUUUUGGUAAACCCCUGGGACAUUGUCUUGUGUACUUCAGGGACCCUUAUCUCCUGCGAAAAUGCCAUUGUGGUUCUUAUAAUUUUCCAUAAUCCCAGUCUUCGUGCUCCCAUGUUCCUCCUGAUAGGCAGCCUGGCGCUGGCAGAUCUCUUAGCGGGCAUUGGAUUGAUCAUCAAUUUCGUUUUUGCAUACCUUCUGCAAUCAGAAGCUACGAAACUGGUUACGAUUGGACUGAUUGUUGCCUCUUUCUCAGCAUCUGUCGGCAGCUUGCUGGCUAUUACUGUUGAUCGUUACCUCUCCCUGUAUUACGCUUUGACUUACAAUUCGGAGAGGACUGUCACUUUUACCUAUGUCAUGCUUAUAUUGCUCUGGGGAGCAUCUAUCUGUGUUGGACUGCUGCCUGUAAUGGGCUGGAACUGCCUCAGAGAUGAAUCCACCUGCAGUGUUAUCAGACCACUCACUAAAAAUAAUGCAGCAGUCCUUUCGGUCUCUUUCUUGCUUAUGUUUGCCCUCAUGCUGCAGCUCUACAUUCAAAUCUGUAAAAUCGUGAUGCGCCAUGCCCAUCAGAUUGCCUUGCAACACCAUUUCCUGGCCACUUCCCACUAUGUGACCACCCGAAAAGGAGUGUCUACUUUGGCCAUUAUUUUGGGGACUUUUGCUGCUUGCUGGAUGCCUUUUACACUCUAUUCUUUAAUAGCAGAUUACACCUAUCCUUCUAUAUACACCUAUGCCACCCUCCUGCCAGCUACCUACAAUUCCAUCAUCAAUCCUGUAAUAUAUGCUUUUAGAAACCAGGAGAUACAGAAAGCACUUUGGCUCAUCUGUUGUGGCUGUAUUCCUUCUAACCUGUCUCAGAGAGCAAGAUCACCCAGUGAUGUCUGAUUGGCAGCUAGGAGGACGUUCCUUAACGUGUUACUUCCCAGCCAUUCUUACGACACUGUCUUUGGUUUAGAUGCAUUCAUUAAAUGGUGUGUAAUGGGUUCAUAUAAAAGCCACAGGAUGCACAAACCUUUUUGUAAACAGAAAACCCCAGUGACCAGAAUGAAUCGAGUGGUUUAAGGGAGACUUCCAAAAUCAAAAUAAUCAGUGUUACAGAUUUUUAAUGUUACUCAGGGUCUUUUUGUUACACUACCCAGACUUUGCCAUGAUUUUACAUUGUUUGCUAAUUAAAAUUAGAUUGAAGCAGCAUACCUUCUUUGAAAUUAUUUAUGUGAUUGAGUUCAGUCAUACUGCAUGUUACAGUCUGUUGUCAGUGGUUUUUUUUCCCCCUAAUUAGUUUUAAAACAGGAAAAAAAUAAAAAAGGAAAACCUGUGUCCUGUUACCCCAUUUGUAUAUCAUCAGAAUACUCUUCAAAAUAAUGGCCAAUUUUAGCAAUUUAUGUGGUAUUUAUUGUAAUAAUCUCAGUGCAACAAAUUUGCUCUAAGAGAGGAAGUACUUGUAUAGCUUUUUAUUUUACGUCUCAGCAUGAAUUAGCUUGAUAAUUGUUUUAAAGUGUUACCUGUUCUCUCCUGAGUUCUGGCAGGAUGUUAAAACAGAAGAUAUACUUUGCCUUCCUUUUCAAGUCAGCCAUAUGUUUUCACUUAGAUAUGGGACAUCAGAGCUCAUUAUUCAUUUUAAAAAAGAAUUCAGUGGGGAGUUUUGAAAUUGAUGAAACAAUAUUGCCUCUUUUGGCUAUGCGUUUGUAAUAGAUGCAACACUAACUUUCUCAGACAAGUUUAUCUUUUCAGAAGUGUAUAAGAAGAUAUCUAAUAAAAUAACCUACAAAUUACUUGCAAGACGUAUUUAGCAUCUAAGUGAAAUGGUUCCCCUUAAGUUUGUUAUCAAGUCAAAACUAUUGCCACUUGUUUUCAUUGUUCUGCUAUAUACUUAAAAUACUGAAGUUUAUAAAUUCUCAGAGCAGAUCUGGUUCAUAAUUGUAUGCAACCAGAACUGCAACAUGAAAUAAUGUUUUCUUCUUUUCUGGCAGUUUCAUCCAUUACAGAUUGUGAUUCUUCGCACUGUAUGUGUGUCAGUUCACUUCAUUAUAGGUUGUUAGUUGUGGUCAAAAAAUGCAGAGCUUUUCAAACCACUUCUCACCUUUUACUGAAGCCGCAUUAGAAUGCACUGGAAAUAAACAUUGUUUUCCAAUUUGAAGACUUGAUUGUCAGGGAGAAAAUCUUCCUGGCAGGUGUCUUCGUGAAACUUAAGGUGUGCCCUACUGUCAGUGCAUGGGAGUUGACAGAACCACUUCCUUUAGUGUUGAUGGGAACUCCAUGUGUGAAUGCCCUUGCAUCAGUAGGAUGCUAUAUUCCCUUGAAGGUCAAAGUCAGUAUACUGUAUUGUUGCUUCAAUAUCUUCCAUUACAGUUUUAAAAAAAACCCAACAAACUCAAGUGUAAAAACAGCAAUAUCUACAGUUCAAUGAAAAAAUAUACCUGUAUAGUAUAGAAAGUAGAGACAACCAUGUUGCUGGUCUGGAUUUUUCCAGAUGGAAUCUGUCCUUUUCACAUGGAUGUUUGGGUGACUGUAGCUUUUUGUGGCAAAGUUUCUGUGACGUUAAGAAUCAUACGCUAUACACAAAGCUGAAUCUCAAAUGUGAAUAAGUUGUCUGUAAACAAGGCUCUGUAGAGAUUUCUAUGAGCAAUAAUUAAUUUUAGUUGCAAUGCUGGGUUCAAAUUCCAUUAUUUCCUUGGUUCAGUCUUCAUGAUAUUUGGCUCUUACUUUGUAAUCUGAUUAGUUUAAUAAUUGCAUGGCAUGGACCAGUAGAGCUGUGAACUUGCAGCUCCCUUGGCUUCACUGCAAUUUACAGAUGCUCAGCACAGUUAGACUAUGACCCCUGCUCAGUGUAGGAUAUCGGUGUUCUGUAUCUACUUCUGAAUGCUAAUGAAACUCUAGUCAUUGCCUUGUACCUAUUUUGUUAUGAAUUUUUGUAUAAGAAAUAAUCACUUCAUAAAUAUCCAUGCUAUGUAUGCGUGCAGUUUUGCAAGUAUGCAAAGUAUGGGGAAUAAUUGGCAGUAAAAGUCAUGAGCUGAAUAAUGUAGAGAGGCUGAAUAAUGUAGAGUGGCACUUUUUAAAACAAAAAAUAAGUUAAAGCCAUGCAAAAUUUACACCCCCUCCCUUCGUUUCCGCCAAUUGUUAUUCUGUAUUAAAUUGUUCAAAAGUGUGAUGAGGAUAAGGAGCUACAGCUGUGACCAAAAUUCAGUCCUGAGGGCAACUGUUAUGCUGUUUAUGCAGACCUGUUUUCAUCCUCUUGGAUAACCUCACAGGCACUAGUGUUUUUCUCUCCACAGCACCUGGGUGGUAGGGAAGCCAGAGAAUAACAGCACAGAGGGAGAGAAUGUUGUCCCCCCUUCUCAUGCUGGUUCACCGAGUGUCCUUUGUCAUCUUCCUCACUCCACAGGCUGCUCAAAUCCACAGAGGCUCUCCAAGAGUGCCGGGGGAGCCGACCUUUUCCUUGUGCCAGAGCAGAGUGAUUUGUAAUUGGAAGCUCCUCUCCUGAGGAGCCGUGUGAGUCAAAUGGUGGGAAGAAGGAUUAAUUAUAGAAGUUCCACAAAGCUAGCUCAUAGGGAUGUGACUUGCCCUCAUUUGAGGAGUAGCACAUGGUUACCUUUCACCACAAACAGAUGAGAAACAUGAUUAUCCCUCCCAAGCUACUGCUGUGACCUCCAGUGAGGAUGUUGUCUUUUCCAGAAAUACGUUCUUAAAUUGAGAUUGUGCAGCAUAUGCCAGAAUAUCCUCCUGGCAGUCAGUGACAUAGGUUUGCCCGCAGCUGUCAGAGCAAGCUUUAACAUGGUUUGCAGUGCUGGAUAGAUGCGAUAUAACACACCUGUGACUGAACUCUUGGAGGGGGAACAGAGCUGUGGGUACAAAGCUGCCUACCUCACUUGCACAACAGGAAAGCUUGACAGACAGACACUUUUCAGACCCUGCAGAAUUAAACAAUUCUCUGCCAUCACCUCAGAGUUACAGUAUAGGCCCUGCUUCUAGAUGGUGAGGUGCCAGCAUCCAUCCAAAGUCCCUCUGAAACUGGCAGAAAUCUAUAUAGCUUGCAGGAUUCUGUCAUUUUGGUGUCCCAUUAAACAACACCCGUGUGUAAAACUGGAGUGUUAGAUUAACCGUUCUGUGUACAGUGAACGAUCUUUCAUAUCUCCGUCAUGAUGACAAAAGCCUUUUAUCUUAAUGCGUAAUUUAGUUUAAAGAACUGAAGUUCAUUUUUAUUUACUAAGACACUUGACCCAAAGUUAGUAACAGGUUGUAUCUUGGUGGGCGAAAUGUGCUGUGGUCAGUGUUUUCAUAUAUUCAUUCUCAAAGCUUGGGAGAGGAUUUUUUUUCGUUGUCUUGUUGUUUUUUUUAACCAUUUCUCCUGACAGUAAGAGUUCAGCAAUAAGGGGAAAUACGUUUUUAGCACAAGAGCAAUAAAAUCCUCCAUGUUGCGGGUACUAUAAACUGCUGAGUAAACUCAGAGCAAUAGAGAGGAAGCAAUAUCUUCUUUAGACAAAAAAUAGUAUCUUGCAUAAGGACUUUAAGUAAGCAAAAGUCUUCCUUUGUUAAGCAGUUGCUAUCAGACUGAUGUGGGACAUUAUUUCUGGUUGGUUUGUGUUACAGUUACUGAGUUCCUGAAUAGAAUUACUCAGCAAUAACCUUUUACCUUAGUUCUUGGAUCCUGAAUCCAUGCUAUUUGCAAGAAGGAAUUAUGUACUGCAGUGGGGAUUUUUAUUAUUUUCAUUGUUUGGCAUUUAGUUGUACAGCAUUCUAUGGAUAAAUUCAUUUCGUUCAGGGACUCUGAUUGUAACUUAAUACUGAGAAUACUCUUACCAUACAAAAACUGAGAAUACCUGAAUGAUGUGAUGCCUGACAAGAUGGAUAUGAUAAAUGAUGCUAGCCCACUCUGAAGGCAGCUUGGCUUUUAAAAGAACAAAGUAUGGUAUCAUUGAAGAAAACCCUUACCAACACCCAGGGUAUUUGGAAGCAAGCUGAAAGGCCUGCUAUGGCUGCUAUAUCUUCCUACCAUGGACAGUCAGUGACAUAAGGCACUGUGUCCAUCCUUCAUGUUCAGGGGUCAGCCUUGAGGCUUCUUGGAGUUGCUAAAAUCCCUCCAUGGACAGCAGCCUUUGUCUUAGGCCAGCAGCCUUUCCAUCCCCAAAGAGUUAUUUUUCUAUUGCCUCAUUUUCUUAGGCAUUGUUUAGCUUCUAAAAAUAAAAUACUUGUGAAAACAGUUUGAUAAUUUCGGUGGUAAACUUGGGAAAAACAAAUUUUUCACAUGCUUACCGUAUUGGACACUUAGUGUAUUGCAUGUUAGUGAGAAGCCCUAUAACUUGACUUGCAAGUUACAAGUGUGAGGCAGCAGGGCUACUCAAAAGCAUGUGAAAUUUGGUGAUUAGCCAAUAAAAAGGCCAGUGCAGAUGACAGCGCAUUACUGCAAUUUGGGAAACAUAAUUUUAAAUGGUAUUUAAAUUUGCUGAUUAUUUUUUUUCCUGGUUUUUGAAUGCCAUUAUAUAAAGCGGUGGUUUACUCUCUCUUUCAAUGACACAUUUAGUUUGGCUUAGUGGUAGUCCAGAGAUGUGCAGUGGAGAAAAAAAUAAGAUCUCUCAAUCUCUGCUUAUAGAGAGGGGACUAAAAGGAAGUGGUGUGAUUUAUAUGUCAUGAAUAAGCAAUAGUACAGGAAAGAUAGAUUAAUCAUGCAUAUCUCCCCCAUCUGUCAGUAAAAGAACAAUGAGACUCCCAGUAAACUUGAACGGUCUCAUAUCUGGAAAUACUUUUUGGUACAAAAGGAAAUUACUCCUUAAAACUGGGUGCUGCUGGCUUCUUCAGACGAAGAAUUUGCAGUUCCUUUUAAUGUAUCAGAAAUCUGGAUGAAUUGCAAGGAUAUCUGCUUUCGUACUAGAUGGGUGCUGAAAGAUGAGAGGAUGGAAGUCUUCAUGGCUUGGUGAAUCAGCCAGGUAAUGCAGUGGUUGAGGUUGGACAGGAAGGAUGCUUGGAUAAAGUUUGCCUUUGAGAAAGUUAUUUUGAAUUGUCCAUUUGGAACCUUACUGGAUGUCCACGGAGCACCUGAGAGGGGCUCUGGGGGAAAUGAAGUACAGCAGUCCCUGUGAGUUUCAGGCGGGCAGUAUCGCUGUUCCUGUUGAAUGGUGCCUGGAGAACAGAAAGGAGGAAAUAAUGGUCAGCAGUGAGGUCCUUCUCCCUUGAAAACGUGACCUCGUGUUUUAUUCAGAUUAUAACUUGUCUUGUUAGCACAGUCUUACAUGGCUCCACCUGAAAUCAGAAGCAGUUUUUUUGUGGAAAAA